This is a messenger RNA of Neocloeon triangulifer, 6490 nucleotides long. Its product is annotated as zinc finger protein 628. Gene Ontology annotation, molecular function: RNA polymerase II cis-regulatory region sequence-specific DNA binding; DNA-binding transcription factor activity. NCBI's taxonomy places the organism in Eukaryota, Metazoa, Arthropoda, Insecta, Ephemeroptera, Baetidae. The record is from RefSeq and is a predicted model, not a curated record. The transcript has 2 exons. Bases 326 to 1813 code for a protein of 495 amino acids. Gene Ontology annotation, biological process: regulation of transcription by RNA polymerase II.
CACACACAAACUGAGCGAGCGACCGACAGACCGCGCUCUUUAAUCAGCAGGGGUAGCGCGGCCAGGGGAGGGGGGAGCGAGCGGACGGGACAGCAGCACGUGCUUCGCACUCUCAGUCUUGUUCCACGCGCCCAACAAGCAAGAAAUGGGCGAUCGGCUCCUGCGCUGGCACCACCACCGAGACACGCCGCAACCCUUCCCACGCGGAGCCUGAACUGUCCGUUCGCGUGCGAGAGCCCGAAACCGUCCUUCAACCAACAAACAAUUUUUCUACUCGCCUACUCUCAUACAUAUUUUUUCACUCCUCGAAAGGAAAGCACCGAAAAUGCCUCGCUGCCUGAUGGCCAAGAAGUGGAAGUACCCGUGGGACCGCGAGAAGGCGGCGGCCGCCGCUGCCGCCUCCGCCGCCGCCUCCGACGAAGAGAAAAAGGCCGAGCAGCAGUCUCAGGAGUCGUCGGCCCAACAGCCUCCUCCGUCCUCGUCGGCUUCGAGCUCGACCAGCACCACCACUCGUCUCGGCUGGGGCCCCUCCAGCCCCACGGCGGGCGCCACUGCCCCCAGUCCGCCUCCAAAUGCUCCCGGAACUCCUGAGAGGGUGGCCGUUCUCUACAACGGCUACGUCCAGGAGCUCUCACACGGUCUGAGCUUUCCCUAUCUGUCGCACCGCGGCCCUCCUCCUCCGUCACACCAUCACCACCACCACCACCAUCAUGUUCCACCUGGGGUUUUGCUACAUCGAGGGGACGAAGGCUACCAGUUCCCGCCAGAGGCCUACCACCACUACCCUCCAACCUACCUAGCAGACCCGCACCGCUACGAGGAGCGAUGGGCUGAACACCACCAGCCCAACCCACCCCCACUUGCUCCUGCUCCCCUCCCUCCCCGCAAGUCCUUGGCCAUGUGUUACACCAGCACAGGGGCAGCACUUUCACUGCCACCGAAGAAGAAGGACAUUUACCGGCCGUACUCGCUGCAAGACCCAGUCAAGCCUAGUCACAAAGAUCUCAGCGCAGCACACGCCAUCUUGGAUCUCAGUGCGUCUAGUCAACCCGACCUUUCGUCCGGCAACGCAUCGAGUUGCGACGAACGACCACCUUCGACGGUGCCACCCUCUCCGACGCCAUCUUGCAAAACGGUGGCGUACACCUAUGAGGCCUUUUUCGUGAGCGAUGGGCGCUCGAAGCGCAAAGCCACCUCUCUUGGCUCGGUCUCACCGAUCCGAGGGGAGAGCUCUGAGAAGCCCAAGUACACGUGUCCAGAGUGCGGCAAGCAGUACGCAACGUCGUCCAACCUGUCCAGACACAAACAGACGCACCGGAGUCUGGACUCGCAGUCGGCCAAGAAGUGUCCCACCUGCAACAAGGCGUACGUCAGCAUGCCCGCCCUGGCCAUGCAUGUGCUCACCCACAACCUCAGUCACAAGUGCAACGUGUGUGGCAAGGCCUUCUCGCGACCCUGGCUACUCCAAGGUCACCUCAGGUCACACACUGGUGAGAAGCCCUACGGUUGCGCCCACUGUGGAAAGGCCUUCGCAGACCGGUCCAACCUCAGGGCCCACAUGCAGACGCACUCGGCGGCCAAGAACUUUCGCUGCAAGCGAUGUGAUAAGUCGUUCGCCCUCAAGUCCUACCUGAACAAGCACUACGAGUCGGCCUGCUUCAAGGACAGUCCAUCGGGCGUCUUGACGCCACCCAGUUCGCCAGGCGACGCCAUUGUCUGCUGCUCACAGUCGAACAGCUCGGACCUGCACCUGCUGCAGUCACCGCAGUAUCCCCCUCCACUUCCCCUCCACCCUGGAGUCUACGCUGCUUGAAUUUCGCACGCUUUGCAUCUCUCAUCUCAACUCAGUCUUCUACUUUGAUGGACUCUUCUCUACUUUCCGUUUUUCCGCCAAUUAUGUUCCGCGUCUGCCAUAUUGCAUUGUAGUACGCUUUAUAUGAGUAACACGGUUCAAUACGAUUCUUUUGAACUUUAGGUGUGUUUAUUUUGCUGAAACAUCGUUCAAAAAGGUACACUCUCAAACAAAAAUAUGAAAACAGUCAAAAACGCAUAUUUACAAAACGCGCAUCACGCUUUUUAUAAGAUAAUAUACAUAAAAAAGAGAAGACGUUUUUAAUGAAUUAUGAAACGCAAGUGCCCUAAAAGUAAAAAAUUGAAAUGAUUUUCUCACCAAAGUAAAAAUGAAAAUUUUUGAUAAAACAAUAUUGUCGAAUUGCAUGUUAUUUUUACAGACGGUCACUUAAGCAUUGUUAAAAAGUGAAAAACAAGUUUUGUGAAAACAGGGUUCAUUGUUCAAGGACGGAUGAUGAAAAAAAUCCAAGAGAAAAAAAACAGUUUUGACUUCAAAAGUACGAUUUUGGAGGCCAUUAAGCGAAUGGUGACAUAAAAAAAUGCACAUUGCCUUUUUAGAUAAAUUUUUUUGAUAAAGAGUAUUUUUCACACAACGACCAUAUUAAAUGGAUGUCACACCCAUAAAUCAUCCCCUUAAAAACAAAAGAUAAUAAAGAAAAAAGUAGCGUUAUUCAGUUUUGAUACUCGGAACGAAAUUUAUUGCGAAUAAAAUAAACGAUCGCGCGCGGCGGCGUUUGAGAAAAAAAAUUAACGAGCGGCGUUAUAAUUAAAAUUUCAUGCUCAGCUUCGGGGAGAAAUAACAGCAACAUCGCGCAAUAAACUUCGCCGCCGGGUAUACACAUUUAGGUGUAAUUAGUUCCAAAACCAUUAUGAACGUAGUCGAACACAAAAAGCAACGAUUUGCUGUGAAAAUUAAUGCGGACAGUGGAAAAACAAAAAUAAUAUUUACUUUUGUGGUUUGCGUGGCGACUUAAAUAGAAGCCAACCAGUUGAUUUUAAGCAUUCAACAAAUGUUCACUUUUGCGAAAAAGGAACAAAAGUUUCAGUCACAACGAAAUAAAGAUUGCCGUAGUCACGCUCGUCAGACUGCAUCGAUGCGUCUCGGGCACUUAGUGCUUAGCGGAUUUAAGGAAAUUAAAUUAACUCACACACACACGCGUAUAUAUUUAACUCACACACACACGUACACUCACUAUAAAAUAUAGGAUUGUAGCUCACAAAUAUAUUACGAACACUCACACAUAUACACCAGCUCAAUUAUUUUACAUAUUAUGACAACAGCAUGCCAUCAAACGCUGCUGUCGUAUUGUAUGCAUUUUCAAUUAUCCGCCGACAAACGCGCAACAGAAAUCUAAUAUGCAAAUCGAUUAAUUGAGUUAGCUCAGCUGGCUAAUUUAUGCAACGAGAGGAGAGCGCAGAGUGAAAUCGAUUUUGCGCGCGGGGCUGCUCUCGGCCGCGCUUCUGGUGAGUAAUAUGCAAAAUAAGUUGACGCUGCCAUAAUGAAAUUCACGACGAAAAAAAACAUAAUGAUAUAUUUGAGAAAAAGAAAGUUAUUUGAAAAAUAAAACGAUGCAUUUAUUGAAAUUGUAAACAACAAAAUAAAUUUAAUAAGUCUGAGCAUGCAUAAUUUUUUAGAAAAACCACAACGAAAAACGCAAUAAAAAAUUUACAUAGCAACGAAUAUAGAGCGUGCGCGUUAUUUGAAUUUUGAAAAUGACAUUUUGAAAGAAGAAAAAAUAUUAAAAUAGAAAUCCAAGAGAGCACUUUUCAAUACUUAGUAAUGGCUUAUUGAACUAGUCUCUAAAUAAAUUACUCAUGUACCCUUGUAUGGUGAACGAAAUAUUAAAAAUGAUCUCCAACUUCGAAUGCAUUCCAAAGUCAUAUAUUUAAAAAUGAUAAGCAUUUAAUUAAGACACGAGUUUAGCGUUCUAGUAGCAGUAACUAGUCGAGAUUUGAGCAUUGAAAAGACAAACGCGUCUCUGUAAAUACUUGUAAACCCCUUUACUUAGCACUUAAGAAAAAUUGUUUAACUAUUUCUUAAAGAAAGUACUUUAAUUUUGACGGUGCUUUUCUGCGCCAAAAAGAUACGCGGCAAGAAAUACUUAACCAAAACUGUAAAUAUAGCACAGCUGAAUUUUUGGUCCUUUCCCCACCCAAACCGAAUUCUAUAUAUUAUAUUUAUAUUGGCGAAACUCGAUGCCAGAGAGUCAUUAGCGAAUCCAUAUGUAUGUGAGUAUAAUUGUUACCCGAGCCUGACAUAAAAAUUUUCCGGCACGAGAGAGGGCUUUUGCCUGCAAAUUAAAACACCCUGCAAUCCUUUUAACGAAAUUUCCCACAAUGGACCGCUGUGGAAAUAUUGUGAAAGUCGGUUUUUGCGGCCGGUUUGUUUGGCGUAUAAUGCAUAAGUCACUUGAUAGCUCUUUCUCUGUGCGACGACUACGGGGAACGGCGGCGGCGGCGGUCCUGAACAAACAUUUUCGCUGCCGGAAUGUAUGUAUAAGAACGGGGCGCUUGUGCAAGCCGACCAUAUACACAAACUGAGUGACCCCUUGUUGUACUCUCUUGACUGGGGUAUAGAAUGGCCUCCCUCGGCUUUAUGUCAAUCUUGAGUACACAGAAGGCACGGUAAAUAAUUUAUACAUGCCUCCAGAGUUCAUCAAGAUUUCUCUUUUAACUCGAUAUUCUGAGUACUAUUCUCGCUUUCCCUUUCUUCUCUCUCUCGCUCGGCGAUGCGCGCCUGUUGAUUUUUCCCUUCGCCUUCCUCUCAUGAAAAAUCCAACGUUUUCUCGAGUAAUUUGCUCGAUUUCUUCUUCUGCCUGUUUCGUGCGAGCGCGCGCACGAUUCUCUCUUUCUCCAUUUCCUCAUUCGGCUAUCACGUUUCUGACUUUCCUAUCUGCUCUUCUUUCUUCUCUCUCCUAUCGUCUUUCCUAUCUACUUUCUAUCCCCUGGCUCACAAGAAAAAGCGAGUAAAAGCAUUGCAUGCAAAUAAUUUACCCGCAAAAUAAAUGUGCACACGCCCCUACCUCUUCUUUCUCAAUCUUCUUUUCCGAUUUCCACUUUUAGGUGAACUCUGUUGCAGGUUUAAAAAUGUAUGAUUCUCUCUAUUUGACUCUCUGCUUCGUUUUUUUCGCAAAUAUAUUUAAAAUGGAAGAGUGAAAAUCUAGUCACAAGAUAAAUAACUCAAGUUUAGCGAUUUCUGCUAUUAACUUGCAAUUAUAAUUAUUAUUCAACUUAAGAUUUAAGAUUGGCUAGAUGAUACAUGGAACAAAUGGAGAUUUUUGAGAAAAUGUUUCGCUUUUCCCUUUUGCAGAAAAAUUGUUUUCGGUUUGUCCGUGUAAUUCGAAUUUACGAGGAAGACUAAAGACUAGUUACUUCUUUUUUAUUAUUUGAUCUCGCGUAUGUAUUCCUAUUUUUAUGGCCGCGUCGUUGGUAUAAGAGCCAAAACCAAUUUUCUAAAACUUUGCCGAAUUAUUUUAUCUGCGCCUUUUGGCACAUGUUUGAGCGAGUUAAUCUCGAGAGCAGACUCAAGUGGUUUUAGUUAGUGUAAGUAGCUAUUUGUUUUUGUACUUUUAUGAUUAUUUGGAUGGAGAGAGAGAGAGAGAUGCUCUCUGUCAUUUCAGGUCAUGACUCUUGUUAUUCUCCAAGCUUCUCUUGCAUUUAUUCAAUUGUAUAAUACAUAUACUCUCGCGCAGAAAACAAAGAGAAAAGUGGAGGCGAACAUUCCGUUUUAUGAUAACCAAUUUAGUUUAUUAUCUAGUCUGAAGCCAUAAAAACUCGUUCCAGCUCUACGACAACUAGUCUCGUUUUAUACACAUACCUUCCGAUUCACUCACCUUUAUGGAGAGAGCAAUAAUCAAGAAAAUUUCGCAACGAAUUUUACUCCCACAAAUAAACAACGAUUUUUGCAUUCACUGCUUUAUUUAACUGAUUGUUUUUUUUUUCAGUCCGAACGAAAGAAAGAAUCGAACGCAGCUUGAAUGCACUUAAAUAAUAAGCUAAGCAAUAAUUUUAAGAGGAAUUAUAUUAUGAUUAUAUAAAUUAUUGUUGAAGCAAUUUUAACUGGCCGGAAAUCUGGGCAACAUGAUCGGAUGAGCUCGGAACUCGCCAAGUUAGAAAAACCAGAGAGAAUAUUAGAUUACAUGCAAUUAUUUGAAAGUCAAUUGUGAAUAAUUAAGAAGUUUUAGGACGCAGGGCGAUUUCCAGUUCGCGGCAUGACCCAGAAAGUGCCAGGUAUUCACAAGCAAUAAUCUCGUAGUCUGGUCAUAAGCAAUAAGGAGUCAGGCGCGUGAUCGCAAUACAAUUUUGACACGGCCGGCUCUCUUUGAGCAAUAAUUAUGACCGCUAUGAAGAAAACACUUAACGAUUAAGGACAAACAAGUUAUAAUUCAAAAUAUUAACACUAAAAUUAAGGAAAAAAUAUCAACGAGUAGGUAAAUAUAGACACCUGACUUAGACUGCCCAUAUUAACUUAAAAAAGUUGUUGACAAAAGAAAAUUCUCAAUUACGCAUUAAAAAAAUUACUGUACUGUUUAUUGAAAAUCAUUAUUACACAGUUUGUAACAAUUUUGGUAUUGUAUUGAAAAUUUAUGUGCAUAAAUUUUUGUUCACAACGAAAUCGUAGGAUUGCUCAAAAUGUUUG